This is a messenger RNA of Pelmatolapia mariae (spotted tilapia), 2550 nucleotides long. It is a transcript of the gene foxf1, whose product is annotated as forkhead box F1. Gene Ontology annotation, cellular component: nucleus. The transcript has 2 exons. Gene Ontology annotation, molecular function: DNA-binding transcription factor activity, RNA polymerase II-specific; RNA polymerase II cis-regulatory region sequence-specific DNA binding. The coding region runs from base 274 to 1416 and encodes 380 amino acids. Lineage: Eukaryota; Metazoa; Chordata; Actinopteri; Cichliformes; Cichlidae. Gene Ontology annotation, biological process: regulation of transcription by RNA polymerase II; animal organ morphogenesis. The record is from RefSeq and is a predicted model, not a curated record.
CGCACGACAACACACCAACUGAAGUGGAAAGCGGCUCCUGUUCUUCUCUUUAUCCCAUUUCGGGCACUGCGUACAAGGCGGUCCGGCUUCAGACUGCUGCAGGACUGAAUCAAAAGCAACAGCUAAGAAGAUAAUCGCGCCUUUGCCUCUAUCGCCACUAUCAUUAUUAGAUUUUUUUCUUUAUGACACCAAUUUAGUACCUAACUUACUAUUUUUUAUAGGUGGAAAAGCAAGUCUGUUUUUGUUUUCCGUCUCGAAGAUUAAAUUUAACUAAUGACGGCAGAGGUUCAGCAGCCCCCAGCACAGACUCCUGCCCAGAGCAGCCCGAUGUCUGCUCCGGAGAAGCCACACGGACAAACGGUGGUGAUGGAAACUGCCUCAUCCACUACGAAAACCAAAAAGACAAACGCAGGGAUCCGACGACCAGAGAAACCACCUUAUUCCUACAUAGCUUUAAUAGUUAUGGCUAUUCAGAGCUCUCCAACAAAACGCCUGACCCUCAGUGAAAUAUAUCAGUUUCUACAGAGCCGCUUCCCGUUUUUUCGGGGCUCGUACCAGGGAUGGAAGAACUCCGUGCGUCACAACUUGUCCCUGAACGAGUGCUUCAUUAAGUUGCCCAAAGGCCUCGGUCGACCGGGGAAAGGACACUACUGGACUAUUGACCCGGCUAGUGAGUUUAUGUUCGAGGAAGGCUCCUUCAGAAGGAGACCCAGGGGUUUUAGGCGCAAGUGCCAGGCGCUGAAGCCCAUGUACAGCAUGAUGAACGGCCUGGGAUUCAACCACAUCCCCGAGUCUUACAACUUCCAAGGGAGCGGCGGGGGCCUAUCCUGUCCGCCCAACAGUUUGUCUCUGGACAGUGGGAUUGGGAUGAUGAAUGGACACUUGGCAGGUAACAUGGAAGGGAUGGGUCUGUCCGGACACUCCAUGUCACACUUGUCGACCAACAGUGGACAUUCCUACAUGGGAAGUUGUACAGGAUCCACUGGUAGUGAUUAUCCCCACCACGACAAUUCCGCCUCCCCUCUGCUCACCAGCGGAGGAGUCAUGGAGCCUCAUCCCGUAUACUCGAGUUCAGCCUCUGCGUGGGCUCCAGCUCCUUCGGCCUCAUUGAAUAACGGGGCUUCCUACAUCAAGCAGCAGCCUCUGUCCCCCUGUAAUCCAGGAGCGAACCCACUGCAGCCAAGUUUGCCCACACAUUCACUAGACCAACCAUACCUGCACCAGAAUGGCCACAGCACCACAGAUUUACAAGGUAUUCCUCGGUACCAUUCCCAGUCUCCCAGCAUGUGUGACCGAAAGGAGUUCGUCUUCUCGUUCAACGCCAUGACUUCCUCAGCCAUGCACUCACCGAGCAGCGGCUCCUACUAUCACCACCAACAGGUCUCCUACCAGGACAUCAAGCCCUGCGUGAUGUGAUGUCCUCCGCGGACAGUCUAGAGACUAGAAGAUGGUGUCACAGACUUGAGCCAGAAGCAAAACGGACUGAAAUGAACAACGAAUGAGUAAACUACCACUGAGAGGCAUGCCCCAGUCCUGGAGAGUGCUCACUGCUUCAAGUAGAUCGGACUACUUCUCUGUGCUGUUACACACAGCGACAGAGACACGGAGACAGGCCAAUUAGAAAGCAACCACAUAAUAAUAUAUAAUAAUAAUUAAAAACAAACUCUUUUAUGCCAUCUUCAUCAUCAUCGACCAGCGGGGUAAAGCGUGGGCGUAAGACACCCUGCUGUUGUUUGGUACUUAGUCCUGCAGAGCGGAUGACUACCACUUCACACUUUUGUUCUUGUGUAUUCAUCUUGUUAAAGUAGGUCAACGUUUAAAAAAAGAAAAAAAAAAGAAAAAAAAUGCACACAUUUCCCCGUCUCAUGUUUUUACCUUAUUUUUUCUUUUCUUUUUUUCUUUUCUUUCAUUUUUUUGGACUUACAUACAAAUGUUAGAUUCUGAGAUGAACAAUUAUGGACGUUACAUAGCCUGUAUAAUGUAAGUCCAUAUACUGUAUACUGUGUAAAAACAAUGACGGCACUUUUUGAAUAACCUAUAAGCGCAACUUUUUUUUUUUUAUUUAUUCUGUAGGCCUAUAUUUUAAUUUCAGGCGAACUGGCCAAGGAGUUAUAUGCUUUAUUGGCAAUAUUUGUCAGAACGCUUAUUAUUUGUUUUAAAAUGAAAAAUUGAGGAUAUAUUGUAAACACUGUUAUGUCUUUUGUGUCAGAUGUAUGUAGACCAUUACUUUCAGCAUUGUAUACACAUUGGUAGAAGAAGGGGGGGAGGGAAGUCUAGCAAAGGGUCCAUCAGCGAGGGUUUGUCUUUAGACUAUAUUACAACAAAGCAUUAAGAAAUAAAAUAUCUUUUCGGCUCUUUAAGCCGGCAAUUCCACCAAACGAGAUACAUUUCGAUUUUAUCGCACACAGACAAUUUUCGGGGGCGAUGGUCCUGCAAGCAAACAUGCCUUGUAAACAGAUGCAAAGACAGUGAUCCUUAUUGCAUAAUUAACCCCAAAUUAGCUUAUUUAAAGAUGGGAAGCUUUUUUUGUGUGUGUGUCCAAUUAUUCAG